Vanessa atalanta (red admiral) is the source of this 2823-nucleotide messenger RNA. It is a transcript of the gene CBP, whose product is annotated as sarcoplasmic calcium-binding protein. Bases 126 to 971 code for a protein of 281 amino acids. Gene Ontology annotation, molecular function: calcium ion binding. NCBI's taxonomy places the organism in Eukaryota, Metazoa, Arthropoda, Insecta, Lepidoptera, Nymphalidae. Gene Ontology annotation, cellular component: uniplex complex. The transcript is spliced from 6 exons. The record is from RefSeq and is a predicted model, not a curated record. Gene Ontology annotation, biological process: mitochondrial calcium ion homeostasis; calcium import into the mitochondrion.
AAUCAAACAUAGUUGCGUGGGCUUCCAGAACGGUGUUCUUUAUGAUUGUUUAAAAUCCACUUUUUAAAAAAAAGUUCUAAAUAUUAUUUACAUUAGAUGUCAGUGGUGAUUGUGAACGUGACAAAAUGGCGUUGUCUCUAAUGAGACUUGGAUUUCGUUCGGCUGCAUCGAAACUAGAAAGAUCAGCGGCUAUUCUUUCAAAUACCAGUGUCCAGAAUCAGAUGAAAUUGAUUCACACAAAAGUCACGUGUAAUGGUAAUGUGUGCUAUUUGCAAGCAUUCCAAGAUCAAAGAGAUAUCGACCUAUCGGAGUACGCUGGGGCUCUGAGACGGAACUACAGCAAACACCACGGCAGGCCCGAGGAAAAUAGGAGGAAAAAGGAAUCCGACAGCGAAAGCGACUCAGACUGCGAUACAGAAUGCAAGGGAUUCGAUCGAUCGGAGUUCUGGCGGCGGAAAAUGCGCACAGUACACAACAUCCUCGAUGUAGACAAGGAUGGAUUGAUCUCAUUUAAUGACUUCUUGCUCUUCUCGGAGCGUUUCAAGUCCUUAGGACAUCUAGACGAGCAACAAGCGAAUGAAUUUACUGCUAUAAUUAAGUUAACAUGGGAAGAACAAUGGGGUGCCAUAGACCCCUACAACUUCGUAACAGUGGAGCAGUAUCUAGAAGACAUGCACCACGUGCUCAAUGACAAGACUUUGAAGAAGAAGGCUCACCGAUGGCUUCCAUAUUUGUUUAAGGCAGUUGACAAAGACAAGUCCGGGUUCAUCUCCGUGAAGGAGUUCAAGUUGUUCUUCCAAUGCCUCGGCCUCGACAACGAACACGCAGCCGUCGCCUUCGCCGUCAUCGACGUCAACGGGGAUGGUAAAUUGUCGCUGAAAGAAUUCGUGAAACUCGGUAAGGAUUUCUUCACCACAGAAGACGAAUCGCGAGUGUCCAAGAUGUUCUGGGGUCCACUUAUCGAUGUGUGAUUUUAUAAGACGCGAAAAUCAUAUUGAAAAAUUGCAACAGACGUCCGCACCGAUUCGUAAAUGAAUCUGUGUGUCUCUUUAAAAAUAAUUUAAACAGCGUCGUUGCCUCUUUGCAUCAAAUGAUGAUUUAAAUAAUAAAGCUGAAUGUUACCCUAGCUGAAAAGUACUGAAAGGAAAUCCUCGUCACUAUUGUGGCCAGUUGUAGUUUUUUCAUUAUAAUAUUUAGAUUCCUAAUGAAAUUAGUCACCACAUAAGGACCAUAUAUUACGUAAGACUAUUUUCGCUAGUUUUUGACCCCCUCCCCCCUAAUAUAAGAAAAAAUAAGAACUGGCAGACCCUCUCCCUCCCUGCUUAAUAUUUAUUACGUAAGAAUCUAAAGGAGAAAAUGAAUACGUUUGGUUUAUUUUACUGUUUAUUUUUCAAAGAAACAACUUCUGAAAUGUGUUUAUAGUAAUUUCAAAGGUUCUAAAGGUACGCAUCCUUGCAAACCUCAGCAAUUGCGCGGUUUCCCGCGUUUUUUCAAAUAAUUUUAAUUAUUUUGAUCUUACGUAAGAACUAUCGAAACUCCUUCCCACCCCCUUAUAAGAAAACAUAAGGCAUGUCCCCCCCCCCUAAAUCGUCUUACGUAAAAUAUGAAUGACCCCAUAAAAUAAUAUUCGGUGGUCUCAUUUAAAGAAUGCAUUUAUCUAUGUUAUUGUAAUUAAUUUUAAAAAUAAUCCAAUAUUUUCUGGUCCCAGGCUUGAAUAAAUAUGACAUCUGGUACUAUAAACUCUUGUUUAGAUUUUUGUGUCGGUAGAAUGUCGCACUACUAAAGAACUAAAAGAAACGAACCAAGUAAAUUAUCUUGGUGUGCGUGAAGCUACGCUAAACGUUAUAGUAAUUUACUAGUGUGCGUGUACUUAUUGGCCAACUGCUGUCUACUAUAUUUUCGACGCGUUCUCAGCUUUGACAGUCAAUCUAGACAUAUAUAAUCAAAGAUUUUUUUUUGAAUGGCAAUUUUCAAUAUGAUUUUCUUCACAAUAAAAUUCUCGUGUCAAUUGAUAUUAAGACGAUGAGCUGUUUGUGUUAGUUUAUAGUUUAGCUUUAGAUGGAAUGACAUGACUUAAAAUUAAAUGUAUGUACCGAUACGAUUUUGGAAGGACGUUAUAAUUUUUUAUAAUUAGAAGUAUACAAUCUGUUAUGGAAAGAUUGGAAAAAAAUACUGAAAUAAUGGUAACAUUCAUGUUAUUAAAGCAUUUAAUUACACUGACUGAAGAUUAAACUGAUUAAACCCUCCUUUGAAUUUAUUUUUAAACAUAAUUCUAAUAUUUCAUUUAAUGUAACAUUUUGACAGUUGACUGUUGAUAGUAAAUAUUGUCUUAGAGUGCGUUCCAGUUAAAUAGCUGGUAUUUUUGUGAAUGCAGCUGUUUUUUAUUACAAUAACAUUAAGUUACACAUUGUUACAAUAUUUAGAAUUAAAUGCUCCAUUUUACGUUACAUUGGCGAAAUAAUGUUUUUCUUCGACAAAAUUAACGGAAAUUAUGAAAACAUAAUAUGACUUAAAUUGUUCUAUUACCUUAUUUGAUUCAUUAAAUGUCUUAAUCAUGAAAUUUGACCGAUAAUACGGGUAAUGCAAGGUUUGCAGGUUGAAUUAACACGAAUGCAGUGUUGAUUUACUUUUAUCCCUUAACUACUAAUGUAUGUAAAGCAAGUAAACUGUUUAAUACAUUAUCCUACAGUUUUAAUGAUUCCUAUAAAUACGGGCAAAUUUUACAAGUCUAAUUUAAAUAUUGACGUUAAUAACAAUGUAAAAAAUAAAAAAAAUCAUAAAAAGAAUUACCAAAAGAAUCUCAAUAAAGGAUUUUCGAAUGUA